GUACUUUCCCAAAACAUGCAGAUGUCUCGGAUGUCUUGCAUCAUUUAUUUUGCAAGUCAAAUCUUAUCGCUUCAAAUUCGUAUAAAUAAUCAAUGAAUCGAUGUCAAGAUCAUCAGUUUCAAUCACACUUUACACUUGAAAACAUGACAAAAUUCACUUUACUUGUCGUUGCUGUUUUGGCAUUAAUUGUCUUGACAGUCGAUGCAGAUCAACAUCGAGGACAUGGAAGUUUAAGUCAAGGACAUGGAUCUUCCCAUGGAAGCCAUCAAGGUCAUCAAGGCUCUCAUGGUAGCCAUGGAUCGCAUGGAGGUUCAGGACAUCAAGGAUCGCAUGGAAGUCAAGGUCAUCAGGGGUCACAUGGAAAUCACAGACAAAAUAAUCAUGAGUCUCAUGGAAAUCGUGGGUCUCAUGGAGAUCGUGAUAGUCAUAGACAUCAUUAAACUUGAAAAAAUUUUAUGAGGUCUUAGAAUAAAAAUUUUAUCUAAAUUUAAAUUUUGCUUCUUUACCUUCUCAAACUGGGCGACCGAGAGACAUUUUAUUACUAUGACGCAAUUAUUGUUGAAAGUCAAAUUUUAUAGCUUUGUAUUAGUAUAAAUAUUCAGUGAGUUGCUUCUUCAAUCAACAGUUGAAGUUUUGUUCUACUGGUUCAACUACUUAGAUAAUCAUGACAAAAUUCGCUUUCAUUGUGUUUGCUGUUUUGGCAUUGAUUGUACUGACAGUUAAUGCUGAUCCAUAUUAUGGAGGUUACGAUGGGUUGAGAGGUCAACCAGGAUACGGACCUCAUGGAGGAAACGGAGGGCAUGGAGGCAAUGGUUAUGGUCAGGGAGGUUAUAGACCCCAAGGAGGUUAUGGACCUCAAGGAGGUUAUGGACCCCAAGGAGGUUAUGGACCCCAAGGCGGAUCUCAAGGAGGUUAUAGACCCCAAGGAGGUCACGGAGGAGGAUCUCAAGGAGGUUACAGACCUCAAGGCGGAUCUCAAGGAGGUUAUGGACCCCAAGGAGGUCAUGGAGGAGGAUCUCAAGGAGGUUAUAGACCCCAAGGAGGUCAUGGAGGAGGAUCUCAAGGAGGCUAUGGACCACAAGGAGGAUCUCAAGGAGGUUAUAGACCCCAAGGAGGUCAUGGAGGAGGAUCUCAAGGAGGUUAUAGACCUCAGGGAGGCUACGGUACUGGAGGAAAUGGCGGAAAUGGAGGCAACGGAGGAAAUGGAGGCAAUGGGGGAAAUGGCGGGCAUGGAGGAAACGGCGGAAAUGGAGGCUUCGGACGUUAAUCUCUAAUAAAAACACACAAAAAAUCUACUUUCUACCAAAGUUAAAUGGAAAUAUCAGAAUUGAGUAAAAAAACAAGUCAAAUAAAAAAGCAACAGCAAUAAACACGCCGGAUUUUGAUACCACAUGAGUCCUAAUUCACAGUUUUUUAUCCAUUUUGUGAAAGAAAUCUAACAAAAAACGUUAUCAAAGACAUAAAAAGAGAGAAAAA
Molecule: messenger RNA, 1476 nt
Organism: Culicoides brevitarsis
Lineage: Eukaryota; Metazoa; Arthropoda; Insecta; Diptera; Ceratopogonidae
Exons: 3
Coding region: 665-1267 (200 amino acids)
Source: RefSeq, a predicted model, not a curated record